Molecule: messenger RNA, 2937 nt
Organism: Mercenaria mercenaria
Lineage: Eukaryota; Metazoa; Mollusca; Bivalvia; Venerida; Veneridae
Exons: 2
Coding region: 486-2591 (701 amino acids)
Source: RefSeq, a predicted model, not a curated record
UUGUAUAAUUAUGUCCCUUUUCUUCUCAAAACAGAGCCAAGACUGAUGAAGUCAGAAUGUAUACAAGAAUUAUUUAAAAAAAAAAAAAAAAAUUAUCUAGUUGGCAGCCAGACUACUAAACAGCAUGCAGGCAGUGUAACAUGAUAUAGCUCCUACAUCACACUACAGCACUGUUUACAAAUUUAGCACAUUUUCUAGGAAAAGUUGUUUCAGUUUAUAUUCAUUACUCACGCCAGUAAAGUUGGGAUCAUUCAGUGUGUCUCUAAAUAUUUCUAAUCUAAUAUCAUAACAGAGCGGACAGUUCAACACAUGUCAUGUAAUUAUAAAAAAGAGAUCACUUUAAAUAUUUUUUAAAACUGAAAGAACGUCUAAAAAAAUUUAAGUGUUGCGUAUAUAAAAUGUUUCAGUAUAUUAUGGUGAUCCGAACUGAGGUUUACUCAUCACAGUAGGACUGAUAAUUGAAUCAAUCUCUCCUGUUUCUUAGAAUGUACAAUCAGCCCAAUCAUGUUCAAAAUGUGUCACUGGCACUGUCAGAGGUGCUUAGUGAUAUUGGAGUAAAUGAGACGAUUUUACUGAAGAGAAGAAGAAAAAUGCUACUUCAAGAAUCUAUAUCCACAACAGUAUCACAAUUAGAUGAUACAAAUAGCUGUGAAUAUUAUUUUGGAAGUAAAUCUGAGGGUACAACAACACCAGGCCUAAAUUCUGACAUUGACACGCUUCGAUGUUAUAAUCAAUAUAACAUCAUACAAAACUUGAGUGAAUGGGAGCCUGGUAAAUCAAAUUACAUGAUGAUCCAGGAUGAGACUGUAUCACCUGGUUACUGUCUGUUACAACGUCUGAGAAAACGUGCUCCUCUUCCUUAUGAUGGUAAACUUCCUGCAAACCAUUUCAGAGACAAGAUGGGAAGAAUAUUGUUGAAGAAUUCACUGUUUCACACUGUUACUGGUGAAAGGUUUGAGAGACAUGGUCCAGCAUUUGCACAACAAGGAAAACCUGGACUAUCUGAUAUUGAUGUGGUUUCUGCUUUUCCAUGUAAGUCAUGGCCAUUACAAGCUAGAAAAUGGUUACGCCUGCAAGGUGAAGGUCAAUGGCCUACUGAUGAGAUGAAGAGAUAUUGCAGCACUAGCGGAUGUUUUGUAGUUGCUGUUGCAAGUAGGGGCAGUGAAAAUGAGGAGCUUGAAUGGAGAAUAUCAACAUCCCUAGCAGAGAGGUGUCUAAUGUUCAAUCUGAACAUUACACAAAUUCAGUGCUAUGUUUUAAUGAAGAUGGUUUUAAAGACCUACUUAAAACCAAAGUUUGGAGAUACUAUCUCAAGUUUUAUGUGUAAAACAGUUCUCUUCCAUUGUAUUGCAGAUACGAAUCCUUCAGUCUGGAGAGAAAAUAAUUUACUUGUUUGUUUAUCAUUAUGUUUAUCGUUAUUAUACUUGUGUGUUUCAAAAGAAAACUGCCCGCACUUUAUCAUACCUCAAAACAACUUGAUGAAAGGCCAUAUUUCAACAGAAAUCAAACCUCAGAUUCUUGAAAUACUGAACGAUAUUGUAGUCAGUAAUGGGAGAGCACUACUGGAAAUUGAAUGUAAUGUCCUUGGUAAAAGACUGGAUCUCAAAUUGAAUGUGACGCCUGGAGUCUAUCGAGACUUGUUACAAUCACUUGGGUUAAGCGAGUUCAUUUCUGGGCGAUUGUUUUAUGACUUAUAUGAUUCAAUGAAUACUCUGUUAAACAGUUGUUCAUUUGAGAUAUCACAAAGAAACCCUGGCAAAGUCCAGCAGACAUUUCUGACCUAUAUUAGCCAGAUAGUAAACAAGUUCUUCAAAAGUCGAGGAAUAGACAGAAUUGCAUGCAGCCUUUUAGCACCAUGGUUUUGUACAUCACAUGGAUCUGUCCUGGCAUCUUUAAACAUAGGUUUACACAAUACUAUACCACAGCAGGCUUUCACCUGGAUCUCACUGGGUCUAAACUCGGAUGUUUCAUCCAGCAGACUGAAACUUGUAUCAAUUCUCUACUGUAUAGGGAAAAUACAAAAAACUGAAAAUGAACUUGCAGACAUUGAAAAGAGGUAUGAUCGAAAUAUAGUUGAGCCUGUAAGUCGAUGCUAUGAAUUCUUCCAACAUAAAUUUAGAAAAGGUUUCCUGGAAGUUUCAGCCCGUCAAAAUGAAGAAGCCAUACAGCACGUAAUUGCCUUCCCAGUCAUUUUUUUGCCAACUGAAAUCAACUGUGUCCUAAAGGAAAUGAGAUACGAAAUGUUUCGAUCAACUAAAGAAGACCUAACACUGAGAGAUGAAAAUGACUAUUGGAUGGACUGGGCAGUUGUGGAUUCGUUAUCCUUCCUCUACUUCUUACAGUUCAAGACAUUCCGGCAACAAGAAGAUAAGCAAAGAGCUCUUUCUAACCUCGUACAGACCAUAAACUAUGAACCAAACCUUGGUCAUGUAGAAACAGCACUGAACUUACUUGGACAGUGUAUGGAACAAGAGAACAGAGGUUUUGAUGCUAUAAAGUAUUACUUAUUAUCUCUAAAGCUACGGGAGAGAAACAACGCAGCAAAGAUCCAUAUCUGUAGACUUCUGUCCACUAUGAUAAAUUGCAGGUAAAUCAACACAAAACUGAUACACAUGAUGGUGUAUGGAAAUGAAAAACAGAGACAUGUGAAAAUACAGAACUAGUCAUAGUAUUUACUGUGGUAUAACUAAAUACAUACUUCAAUCUUUAAGUUUCAAUGGCAUACAAUUUGUGAUUUAGCUAAAAAUGCCAUAAUCCUGGGGAUACUUAUCAGUGUAUUUCAAAUAUUAAAGACAAAACUGUAUAAUUAGUUGGAUUGUUUUUAUCUGCUGUAUUUUUAUUUCUUGGUUGAAGGAACCAUGAAAUCUACAAAAAUUAGUAAUUUAAGGUACAUACAUAGAUUCAGCUGCACCUUUAACAUUGCGCCAACACAAUUAU